UCGUACGACAGCGAAUGGGGCAUUCGUAGAGUCGUCGGACGUUUAUGGGACAGUCGUAGAGUCGUCGUGCAGACCUCAGCUGUUUUGUGAAGAAAACCUUUGUCGUUGAUUCUUAAUGACCAUUGCUUCUGUCAUAUAAAGCAUCCACAUAAAAACCGUACGGCGCUAGACUGUGCCUUUAGUCACUUGUUUGUUUCAAGUACACGUACAUUUUCGGUAUGCAUCCAUAAAGGCUUGCAGGAUAACAACCACAGGGCUUGUUUGGACGUGGCCAUACCGUGUCAGCUGGUCCCACACUCCACUGCGAACAGUGAAAGAACAAUGACGAAACUCUGACGCGAACAGAUCGGAAAACAAAACAUGCAGGCGUACACGGAGAGUGUGUUUGCAGCUAUGGACCCAGCGGCCCGGAUCCGGUGGCUCGGCGGGCAGUGUGCGGAGUUCGAGCGGCGGUUACAGGACGCGGUGCCCCCGGAUCUCGUUCCCAGGUUCCGGGCAGGGCUGGAGGAGCUGGUGGUGACCUGGGAACGAGAACACGGCCAGACCGGUGAAGGAAUAGACGGUGUUACACAACUCAGGGAGCUGCGAGACUGGGCAGUCUCAAACGGAAAGCCGUCGCCAGUCAUAGAUGAAUUCCUCGCCACGCACACAAAAUUUUCAAUCCUACAAGAAGAUUUCCGAGAGGGCAUCCUGAAACCGCUUAAGGAGGGCUUCCCAAAACAUUCCUGUAAGAAAGUAAGAAAGGUUGAGAAGAAGCUGACAACAAUCUUGUCGUCGUGGAAAGACCUUCUUAAAAAAUCGCCCAAAGUCAAAGACAGGACUGUUCAAAGAACACCUACAGAAAAGAAAGAAAGCACAAAUGAUGGUUUUGAGGGUCUCAUACCAGCGUUACAGGAAACGGCACAGCAGGCUUUAAAAUUAGCCAGAAAAUGGGGACGCCUGUUGGAGGACGAUGUAUUACAACAAGUUGCAGAUAAUUCUAUACAAACUCCUGAGGAAAACAAUCGCAUUCGACAUCCACUUGCCGUCGGCACGACAUCCACAGGGCAGGCGGGGCCGGUCUCUGUGGUGGGUACGAAUGAAGCUCACGGACGGGUGUCGUCUGCAAAAUACAGAGGCGAUGCUGGCUUCAGCAAAGGCAUCUCCGACCUGAAAACGGAGUUUGAACAAAUCCGACAGGACGCCUUGAUGUACGAGUACAGUUUGGAGAGAGAGAGGGCGGCACACAUCAAGAAAGAGCUAACGGGCAUGGAGUCGAGGAAACGGGAAAUCAAGCAGAAGCUUCAGGCAGAAAAGGCCACCGCUAAUUUUCUGACGCUCGGUGCGAACGUUGACCGGGUGAGAGACAGGGUGGGUCAGUUACAGACCGAACUGGCCCGGGUGAGCGCCAAGUAUGUGGAGACGGAGAAACGGCUACAGGAAUCGUCCGACAGGUCGGUGACCCUUGCCGCUGGCAUCCGACUGUGGAGUGAGAACAAGACGUCCAGAAGACUAGAACCGAUAAACCGCCGAGCGUCUUGUAAAAACAGCACAAAGAAAGCAGCACAGGGGGAAGGGAAAGCUUUAAGACUUUAAGGUUGUUUCAUGCUCGUUUGAUGCUUGUUUCUAUAUUUUCGGGAUAUCAGACUCGAGACUAUUAUAAGAAAUUCCAUCCAGUUUAUAUUAUGUGCUCCUGUGGAAUUGAUAGCUAUGGAAAUAACGUGGACAGUCGUCAUAUUGCAAUCUGAUCAUCUUACCGGACCACGAAAUGAUAACAUGUUAAGCAAGCUUAAGGUACUGUAGGCUCCGCCCCUAAGGCGUCGCCAAAAACGGCUGCCUAGAAUCUAGUUCUAAUGUACGAGGUUAACAAUUUAAUAAAGGCGUGUUGCCUUUGAUAUGAAAAUUGUAUUCUU
This is a messenger RNA of Branchiostoma belcheri (Belcher's lancelet), 1892 nucleotides long. RefSeq lists its product as uncharacterized. Bases 361 to 1575 code for a protein of 404 amino acids. NCBI's taxonomy places the organism in Eukaryota, Metazoa, Chordata, Leptocardii, Amphioxiformes, Branchiostomatidae. The transcript is spliced from 4 exons. The record is from RefSeq and is a predicted model, not a curated record.